AUGCCCCCCGUAACCGAAUUCGCCCUCAUCCACCUCAUCCCCAAGCCCACCAACGACACCAACCAAACCACCACCGCCACCACCACCCCCAUCCCCCCGAAAUUCCUCGCCGCGCUCGCCUCCGCCAUGCGCGACCAAGACAAGUGGCACGCAGCCGCCUUCCCGGACCUCCCCUCCUCCGCCGCCGAGCGCGCCGCGGUCUGGUUCAGGCAGGUGGAGGACCCGACCUGGCUGCUGACCACGGCGCGGUGGGAGUCGGUGGCCGCGCACUGGGACUGGAUCCGCAGCGAGGAGAACUAG
Messenger RNA from Chaetomium globosum CBS 148.51, 300 nucleotides. RefSeq lists its product as uncharacterized. Lineage: Eukaryota; Fungi; Ascomycota; Sordariomycetes; Sordariales; Chaetomiaceae. The record is from RefSeq and is a predicted model, not a curated record. Bases 1 to 300 code for a protein of 99 amino acids. The transcript has a single exon.